Molecule: messenger RNA, 1570 nt
Organism: Poecilia latipinna (sailfin molly)
Lineage: Eukaryota; Metazoa; Chordata; Actinopteri; Cyprinodontiformes; Poeciliidae
Gene: ucmab
Product: upper zone of growth plate and cartilage matrix associated b
Exons: 5
Coding region: 363-698 (111 amino acids)
Biological process (GO): regulation of osteoblast differentiation; embryonic skeletal system development
Cellular component (GO): extracellular matrix
Source: RefSeq, a predicted model, not a curated record
UCAAGUAUGCACAGGGCUGCUCACUCCCGAGAUCUAUUUAUGCAAAGCAGACUGAGUGGGGUGGGGGGCCCCCGUACGAAGGGGCCCACACUCAGGAGGCCUUUGGCUGGAAAUCUGUGCAUCAGCUCAGCUGUUUUCUGUCACUGGAAGUUAAAUAUUUAUUUGUUCCUUGUCCGUCUUUUUCCUACCGCUGGAAUGACUCAGACCUCUUCUUCAUAAUCAGCCUGAAUAACUGGGUAGUCCAGAUUUCCCCGAACUCUUCCACCCUCCUCUAAUCCCAGUCUCAGUCAUCUCUGUCCCUCCUGCUUGUUUUUCGACGCUGGUUUCCCCCGAACACAUCAGGACACGGAGUUUAACAAAAAAUGUCCUGGACGUAUGCAACCCUCCUGGUUCUCCUCGCAGUGCUGCUUGCGUUGAGCUUGUCUCCAGAGACAGCCGAAUCUGCAGCUGCGGAUAGCAGCACGAGAAAUGUAAAAAGUCCAGCAGGUCAGCUGAGGAGGAUCUUCAUGAAAGAAGCUGAUGCCUCCAACUUCUUCAGGAAGCGCAGCAGGCGAGCUGUGAAAUCCCAGGACGAGAUCAACGCGGAGCAGAGGCAGGUUUUGGCUGCUGACGAGCGAAAGAGGGAGUUUCACGAGGAGAAGAGGAAUGAGUUUGAGAGCUAUGCCGAGGAGGACAAUGACGGUACGUGUCACACGUAGUACAGAUGCAGCGGAGGCGGGGAGGAAGAGGAGUUUAGACAACUAUAGACACAUUUUUGCAGCAUGGCGUUUUAGGUAAACUUAUUUAAAAUCUUUCAUUGCUUCAUGUUUUCUUUAGGGUUGCACCGAUUGCAGAUUUCUGGCCGAUUACCGAUCUUUUAAAAAGCCUGACCUGCUUUCCGAUUCCGAUUUUGGCCCAUACCACUUUGUUUUGUCUGAAACAUCUACCUUUGCCGAGGUAGAUGAGAUCGCUGGAUAAGAUCAGCCGAUCACCCAAAAUUACAGAUAUCGGCACAGAUGCACCUCUACUUUUCUUCUAAUCACAUAAAAUAAAACACGCAAGACUGGUGAAUGUUGUAGAGUUCUUGUAUUUACAGCAAGUAUACUUCCAAAAUCUUUGAUACUCACCACAUCUUUUGUUAUUAAAAGUUGGCAAAACCUUAUACACUGGCCAUGCACUUGUUACAUUUCUGGACUGCUUUUUUUUUCUUUUUUCUUUUUAAUUCCACAUUCAUGUUGAGUGAUUAAAGUUAAGUAGAGAAAGCACAAAGAAAAUACAAAGACGGACCCCUUUCUCUUCUUUGUCAGAGGCAGUUUUUACAGAGCGACAGAGCAGGAGGGGAUGAGGACGGAGUCUUUCAGCUAAAUUCAACAGGCUGGUAUGAAAAGCACAGUGAUUAAACACAGAGUGGAGCUGUUUCUCAGAGCAGCCACUUCAGGAGCGGAAGCAGAGCACGGGGGAACAAAAUGAAGCAGAAACACCGUCACAUCACUGGUCGUUCUCCACAUCCCGUCAUGUUCCAGGUUUACCGAGAAGAAACAUAGUGUCAGGAAGUAAACGUCUAUCCCUGUGGCACAUGGGGAUAAAAAAA